Molecule: messenger RNA, 8012 nt
Organism: Drosophila sechellia
Lineage: Eukaryota; Metazoa; Arthropoda; Insecta; Diptera; Drosophilidae
Gene: ACC
Product: acetyl-CoA carboxylase
Exons: 14
Coding region: 195-7643 (2482 amino acids)
Biological process (GO): fatty acid biosynthetic process
Cellular component (GO): mitochondrion
Molecular function (GO): metal ion binding; acetyl-CoA carboxylase activity; ATP binding
Source: RefSeq, a predicted model, not a curated record
UUGAGUUCCAAGCGUCGUUCACUGCAGUAGCCAUCUAGAAAUCGUGCGGAACCAGUCAGUCUAGGAAGUUCAAACCGAUACUACGCCGUCUACUACAAUCCGAUUCGAUCCGAUCCGGUCCGACCUCGUCUUCGCAACUGCCAUCACAAGCUAGACAAGGGCACACGCAGAGUGCAGCUUUUUGGAUUUAGCCGAUGUUGAUCACGAUAUUAGGCACUCUGGCUGCUUUUCUCGCAUUCCUCUUGACAUUGAUCUUUGGCCGCGGCCAGAAAAGAUCCAUACCCGUCCAAUCGUCUGCAGCAACAUCCGCCACGACAGCAACAACUGGCGACAGCGACAACGGCAACACCAAUCACAACUCCAGCGUGAUUGCAGCUACAGCAACAGCAACAACCACCAGCAGCAAGCCUCCCAUUGCUCCAGCAGCACCUCCUUCGGCGGUUAAGGCGGGUGACAAGCGAUUCCCCAAGGCGUGCAUCAAGAAGGUCCAGUUCUCCAGCGAGAGCCUCCGGUCCGACGUGGAGGAGCUGUGCGACCAGCUGAAGGAUAGCGCACUCAGCAACCUAAACAACGACAACAUCCGCAUCGCCUGCCACCAGAACAACAACAACAGCAGCAUCAACAAGAACCAGAACAACAACAGCAUCGACAUCAGCAUCAGCAUCAACAAGAUGAGCGAAACAAAUGAGUCCAAUGACACGGCCGCCCAAACCGCCGAGGGUGAGCGACCCAGCUUUUUGGUGGGCGAUGAGAUCGACGAGCGGGCCGCCGAGGCGGGCGAGGCUUGCGACGAGUUCCCCCAGAAGAUGCAGAGCGAUGUCCGCCAGAAUGGGGAUAUUUCCGAGCGGCGCAAGCGGUUAAGGCCGAGUAUGUCGCGUGGCACAGGGCUGGGCCAGGACCGGCACCAGGAUCGCGACUUCCACAUCGCCACCACCGAGGAGUUCGUGAAGCGCUUCGGCGGCACCCGAGUGAUCAACAAGGUCCUGAUUGCCAACAACGGUAUCGCGGCCGUCAAGUGCAUGCGAUCCAUCCGGAGAUGGGCGUACGAAAUGUUCAAGAACGAGCGAGCCAUCAGGUUUGUGGUGAUGGUCACUCCGGAGGAUCUGAAGGCGAAUGCCGAAUACAUUAAGAUGGCGGAUCACUAUGUGCCCGUGCCCGGCGGAUCGAACAACAACAACUACGCCAAUGUCGAGCUCAUCGUGGACAUUGCUCUUCGCACCCAAGUGCAGGCCGUGUGGGCUGGUUGGGGUCAUGCCUCCGAGAACCCGAAGCUGCCUGAGCUGCUCCACAAAGAGGGUCUGGUGUUCCUUGGCCCUCCGGAACGUGCCAUGUGGGCGCUUGGCGACAAGGUGGCCUCCUCGAUUGUGGCCCAAACUGCCGAAAUUCCCACCCUGCCGUGGUCCGGAUCGGACCUGAAGGCCCAGUACAGUGGCAAGAAGAUCAAAAUUUCCAGUGAGCUCUUCGCCCGCGGCUGUGUGACCAAUGUGGAACAGGGUCUGGCUGCAGUUAACAAGAUUGGCUUCCCCGUAAUGAUCAAGGCCUCGGAAGGAGGUGGUGGCAAGGGUAUUCGCCGCGUGGACACCACUGAGGAGUUCCCCGCCCUGUUCCGCCAGGUGCAAGCUGAGGUGCCCGGCUCACCAAUUUUCGUGAUGAAGCUGGCACGCGGAGCCCGCCACUUGGAGGUGCAACUGCUGGCGGAUCAGUACGGCAAUGCCAUUAGCUUGUUCGGCCGUGACUGCUCCAUCCAGCGUCGUCAUCAGAAAAUUAUUGAGGAAGCUCCUGCCAUCGUGGCCCAGCCAGAGGUGUUCGAGGACAUGGAGAAGGCCGCCGUGCGGCUCGCCAAGAUGGUGGGUUACGUCAGCGCGGGAACUGUGGAGUAUCUAUAUGAUCCGGAGGGUCGCUACUUCUUCCUGGAGCUGAACCCCCGUCUGCAGGUGGAGCAUCCGUGUACGGAGAUGGUGGCCGAUGUGAAUCUUCCCGCUGCUCAGCUGCAGAUUGGAAUGGGAAUUCCCCUUUACCGGCUCAAGGACAUCCGUCUGUUGUACGGAGAGUCUCCGUGGGGCUCCUCAGUCAUUGACUUCGAAAAUCCACCGAACAAACCGCGUCCCUCCGGACAUGUUAUCGCUGCUCGUAUCACCUCGGAGAACCCCGACGAGGGCUUUAAGCCCAGUUCUGGAACCGUUCAGGAGCUUAACUUCCGGUCGAGCAAAAAUGUGUGGGGCUACUUCAGUGUGGCUGCCAGUGGAGGAUUGCACGAGUUCGCGGACUCACAGUUUGGGCAUUGUUUCUCCUGGGGCGAGAAUCGUCAGCAGGCUCGAGAGAACCUGGUGAUUGCCCUGAAGGAGCUGUCCAUUCGAGGUGAUUUCCGAACGACGGUGGAGUACCUGAUCACUCUGCUGGAAACGAAUCGGUUCCUCGACAACAGCAUCGACACCGCCUGGCUAGAUGCCUUGAUCGCAGAGCGUGUGCAAUCCGAGAAGCCUGAUAUCCUGUUGGGCGUAAUGUGCGGAUCGCUGCAUAUCGCAGAUCGUCAAAUCACUGAGAGCUUCUCCAGCUUCCAGACCUCUCUGGAGAAAGGUCAGAUCCAAGCAGCGAACACGCUAACGAACGUGGUGGAUGUGGAGCUAAUCAACGAUGGCAUCCGUUACAAGGUGCAGGCCGCCAAGAGCGGAGCCAACUCGUACUUCCUGCUGAUGAACAGCUCGUUCAAGGAGAUCGAGGUGCACCGCCUCUCCGACGGAGGUUUGCUCAUCUCUUUGGAGGGCGCCUCCUACACCACGUACAUGAAGGAAGAGGUGGAUCGCUACCGCAUUGUGAUUGGCAACCAGACAUGUGUCUUCGAAAAGGAGAACGAUCCAUCGCUGCUGCGCAGUCCGUCUGCGGGAAAGCUCAUCAACAUGAUUGUGGAAGAUGGCGCACAUGUAAGCAAGGGCCAGGCCUUUGCUGAGAUUGAGGUGAUGAAGAUGGUGAUGACCCUGACGUCCCAGGAGGCAGGCACAGUAACGUUUGUGCGUCGACCAGGAGCUGUUCUGGAUGCAGGAUCCCUUUUGGGCCACUUGGAGCUGGACGAUCCAUCGCUGGUGACGAAAGCACAGCCCUUCAAGGGUCAGUUCCUGCAGCCAGAGAAUGCACCGGUGCCGGAGAAACUAAACAGGGUGCACAAUACUUACAAGAGCAUCCUUGAAAACACACUGUCUGGUUACUGCCUGCCGGAACCUUUCAAUGCGCAGAGACUGAGGGACAUUAUCGAGAAAUUUAUGCAAAGCUUGCGGGAUCCCUCGUUGCCGCUGUUGGAGCUGCAAGAAGUUAUCGCCUCCAUCUCAGGCCGCAUACCCAUAUCCGUGGAGAAGAAGAUCCGGAAACUGAUGACGCUGUACGAGCGAAACAUAACUAGUGUGCUGGCCCAAUUCCCCUCGCAGCAGAUCGCCAGUGUUAUUGACAGCCAUGCGGCCACGCUGCAGAAGCGCGCUGACCGAGAUGUCUUCUUCCUGACCACCCAGAGCAUUGUGCAGCUGGUGCAGCGGUAUAGGAACGGAAUCCGCGGCAGGAUGAAGGCCGCCGUUCAUGAGCUACUGCGUCAGUACUACGAUGUAGAGUCGCAGUUCCAGUAUGGACACUACGACAAAUGCGUGGGACUGGUGCGAGAGCACAACAAGGACGACAUGCAGACGGUGGUCAACACCAUCUUCUCGCACUCUCAGGUGGCCAAAAAGAAUCUGCUGGUCACUCUGCUCAUUGAUCACCUGUGGGCCAACGAACCUGGACUAACGGACGAAUUGGCCAACACGCUGAGUGAAUUGACCUCCUUGAAUCGAGCUGAGCACUCUAGGGUUGCUCUGCGCUCCCGCCAAGUUCUUAUCGCUGCCCACCAGCCGGCCUAUGAGCUGCGCCACAACCAAAUGGAGUCGAUCUUCCUCUCCGCCGUUGACAUGUACGGUCAUGACUUCCACCCCGAGAACCUGCAGCGCCUGAUUCUGUCGGAGACCUCAAUCUUUGACAUUCUGCACGACUUCUUCUACCACUCUAACCGGGCAGUGUGCAAUGCUGCUCUGGAAGUCUAUGUGAGGAGAGCUUACACAUCCUAUGAGCUGACCUGCUUGCAGCAUUUGGAACUCUCCGGUGGCCUGCCGCUGGUGCAUUUCCAGUUCCUCCUCCCCACAGCUCACCCGAACAGGCUGUUCUCGCGCAUGUCCUCCCCCGAUGGAUUGGAUCAGGCAGCGGCAGAGUCCUUGGGAAACUCAUUCGUGCGCACCGGAGCGAUAGCAGCCUUUGACUCCUUCGAACACUUUGAGAUGUACUCGGACGAGAUUCUGGAUCUGCUCGAAGACUUCGUCUCGCCAGCCAUGGUUAAUGCCAAGGUCCUGGAAGCCGUAGAUGCAGCGGAUUCCAUCUCGGACAGCCGACACAGCACCUCGAUCAAUGUGUCCUUGUCGGAUCCCGUAACCCGGGCGAAUGCUGCCGAGGAGGCCAAGUCCACCGAACCGAUUCACAUUGUUAGUGUGGCUGUGAGAGAAACGGGCGAGCUGGAUGACCUGCAAAUGGCCCAGAUCUUUGGAAAUUAUUGCCAAGAGCAUAACGAGGAGCUCUUCCAGCGACGCAUUCGUAGGAUUACAUUUGCUGCUCUGAAGAAGCGUCAAUUCCCCAAGUUCUUCACGUUCAGAGCCAGGGAUAAGUUCACGGAGGAUCGUAUUUACCGGCAUCUGGAGCCAGCAUCUGCUUUCCAUCUGGAGCUGAACCGCAUGAAGACGUACGAUCUGGAGGCUCUGCCCACGGCUAACCAGAAGAUGCACCUGUACCUUGGCAAGGCCAAGGUGUCGAAAGGUCAAGAGGUCACGGACUACCGCUUCUUCAUUCGCUCGAUCAUCCGUCAUUCAGAUCUGAUUACCAAGGAAGCCUCUUUCGAGUAUCUGCAAAACGAAGGAGAGCGCGUGCUCCUGGAGGCCAUGGAUGAGCUGGAGGUGGCAUUCUCGCAUCCGCACGCCAAGCGCACCGACUGCAACCACAUCUUCCUGAACUUUGUGCCCACCGUCAUCAUGGAUCCGGCUAAGAUCGAGGAGUCUGUGACAAAGAUGAUUAUGCGAUAUGGUCCGCGUCUGUGGAAGCUGCGUGUACUGCAGGCUGAGCUCAAGAUGGUCAUCCGCCAGUCACCACAGUCACCCACUCAGGCAGUGCGUCUGUGCAUUGCAAAUGACUCCGGCUACUUCCUGGAUAUUUCGAUGUACACCGAGCAAACAGAACCAGAGACAGGAAUCAUUAAGUUCAAGGCCUACGGUGAGAAGCAGGGAUCUCUGCACGGACAUCCCAUUUCCACGCCCUACAUGACCAAGGACUUCCUGCAGCAGAAACGUUUCCAGGCGCAGUCCAACGGUACCACCUAUGUCUAUGAUGUGCCCGACAUGUUCCGCCAGAUGACCGAGCGUCACUGGAGAGAAUUCUCCAAGGCUCGUCCCACCGUGGACAUUCGCACUCCGGACAAGAUUUUGAUCGAGUGCAAGGAGCUGGUCCUCGAGGGCGACAACCUUGUAGAGAUGCAGCGUCUGCCCGGCGAGAACAAUUGCGGCAUGGUGGCUUGGCGCAUUGUCUUGGCUACUCCCGAAUAUCCGAAUGGCCGUGAGAUCAUUGUUAUAGCCAACGAUCUCACCUACUUGAUUGGUUCCUUUGGAAUUAAGGAGGACGUUCUGUUUGCCAAGGCUUCCCAAUUGGCUCGCCAACUCAAAGUACCGAGGAUAUACAUCUCCGUGAACAGCGGUGCCCGCAUCGGACUUGCUGAGGAGGUUAAAGCUAUGUUCAAGAUCGCAUGGGAGGAUCCAGAAGAGCCAGAUAAGGGUUUCAAGUACCUUUACUUGAGCACCGAGGACUAUGCUCAGGUGGCCAACCUGAACUCGGUGAGGGCUAUCCUGAUCGAGGACGAGGGCGAGCAGCGUUACAAGAUUACCGACAUCAUCGGCAAGGACGAUGGCCUGGGCGUGGAGAACCUGCGCUACGCUGGCUUGAUUGCCGGUGAAACGUCGCAGGCCUACGAGGAGAUUGUUACCAUCGCUAUGGUUACCUGCCGCACCAUUGGCAUUGGAUCCUAUGUGGUGCGCCUGGGUCAGCGCGUUAUCCAGAUCGAUAAUUCGCACAUUAUACUCACUGGCUAUGCUGCGCUCAACAAGCUGCUUGGACGCAAGGUGUAUGCCUCUAAUAAUCAGUUGGGUGGCACACAGAUCAUGUUUAACAACGGAGUCACCCACAAAACAGAGGCCAUCGACUUGGACGGUGUCUACACCAUCCUCGACUGGCUCUCGUACAUCCCCGCAUACAUCGGUUGUGACCUGCCCAUCGUUUUGCCCAGCGAUCGCAUCGAACGCCCUGUGGACUUCAUGCCCACCAAGUCGCCCUACGAUCCGCGCUGGAUGCUAGGCGGCCGUGUGAAUCCUGUGAACGCGAAUGACUGGGAGAAUGGAUUCUUUGAUCGGGACUCGUGGAGCGAAAUCAUGGCCUCGUGGGCCAAGACGGUGGUCACUGGUCGCGCCCGUCUAGGCGGUGUCCCCGUGGGUGUAAUAGCCGUUGAGACCCGCACCGUAGAAGUGGAGAUGCCCGCCGAUCCUGCCAAUCUCGAUUCGGAAGCCAAGACCCUGCAGCAGGCAGGUCAGGUGUGGUACCCCGACUCAUCGUACAAAACGGCACAAGCAAUCAAAGAUUUUGGACGAGAGGAGUUGCCGCUUAUUGUUUUCGCAAAUUGGCGAGGCUUCUCCGGCGGCAUGAAGGACAUGUACGAGCAAAUCGUCAAGUUCGGAGCAUACAUUGUCGACGGCCUGCGGGAGUACAAGAAGCCUGUGCUCAUCUAUCUGCCGCCCAACGCCGAGCUGCGAGGUGGAGCCUGGGCCGUGCUGGAUUCCCUCAUUAACCCGCGCUACAUGGAAACGUAUGCCGAUCCGGAGGCCAGAGGAGGUGUUCUCGAGCCGGAGGGCAUUGUGGAAAUAAAGUACAAAGAGAAGGAUCUGAUCAAGACGAUUCACCGCUUGGAUCCGACCACCAUUGGGCUGAAAAAGGAGCUCGAUGAGGCAAAUGCGUCUGGCGACAAGGUCAGGGCUGCUCAGGUGGACGAAAAGAUCAAGGCCCGCAUCGCUGUGCUUAUGCACGUCUACCACACGGUAGCAGUUCACUUUGCCGACCUGCACGACACGCCAGAGCGAAUGCUAGAGAAGGAGUGUAUCAGUGAGAUUGUGCCUUGGCGCGAUUCCCGCCGCUGGCUGUACUGGCGUCUGCGACGUCUCCUGUUGGAGGACGCGUAUAUUAAGAAGAUCCUGCGCGCUCAGGACAAUCUCUCCGUGGGUCAGGCCAAGCAGAUGCUGCGUCGCUGGCUGGUAGAGGAGAAGGGUGCCACAGAGGCUUAUCUGUGGGACAAAAACGAGGAAAUGGUGUCUUGGUAUGAGGAGCAGAUCAAUGCCGAAUCUAUUGUUUCUCGCAACGUUAACUCCGUGAGACGGGAUGCCAUUAUUUCUACCAUUUCGAAAAUGCUCGAGGACUGUCCCGACGUAGCGCUGGACGCUGUAGUGGGUCUUUGCCAAGGUCUGACGCCCGUGAAUCGUGGCGUCGUCGUACGCACACUAGCCCAGAUGCAGCUGAAUGAGGAGACCUCUAACAGCAACCAGGGAUGAUUCUACGCUAUGUUCUAAGUUCUUUUUAGGCCCUCUAUUUCAUCCUUCCCGUUCCCGCCACAUUUCACCACAUUUCUGAGUCCCGCUUUGCGCUUGUAAGAUAUCGCAAGGCGUGCAUGAUGUGCAUUUUGUUUAGUUAAAUUUGUUUAAAAGUAAUUAGCGUAAAUCUAGCUAUGUAUUGGAGUUGUAGGCAUGGGUUAAUUUGUUGCCUAAGUGGCCCGAUAAACUAGUUGUAACGUGUACAUAUUUGAUUAUGUAUAUCCCCUGAAUACAGAUCAUUCCAUUAGUUGUCUAAGAACUAAAGUCCUUUGUACACAGAGCUUUUUGAAUUAUACGAGUUACUGAAAAAAAUAUAUGUAUGGUACACUA